UGGUCAUCCCUGUACUGUGUCCGCAGUCUCUGGUCAUCCCCUGUACUGUGUCCGCAGUCUCUGGUCAUCCCUGUACUGUGUCCGCAGUCUCUGGUCAUCCCUGUACUGUGUCCGCAGUCUCUGGUCAUCCCUGUACUGUGUCCGCAGUCUCUGGUCAUCCCUGUACUGUGUCCGCAGUCUCUGGUCAUCCCUGUACUGUGUCCGCAGUCUCUGGUCAUCUCCUGUACUGUGUCCGCAGUCUCUGGUCAUCUCCUGUACUGUGUCCGCAGUCUCUGGUCAUCCCUGUACUGUGUCCGCAGUCUCUGGUCAUCCCUGUACUGUGUCCGCAGUCUCUGGUCAUCCCUGUACUGUUCAGUCUCUGGUCAUCCCUGUACUGUGUCCGCAGUCUCUGGUCAUCCCUGUACUGUGUCCGCAGUCUCUGGUCAUCCCCUGUACUGUGUCCGCAGUCUCUGGUCAUCCCUGUACUGUGUCCGCAGU
Molecule: messenger RNA, 477 nt
Organism: Staurois parvus
Lineage: Eukaryota; Metazoa; Chordata; Amphibia; Anura; Ranidae
Source: the annotation of a GenBank genome assembly